ACUGAAACGGCCUAACUGUGAGCUCGAGGAGAAUGCGGCGGUUGAUAUAAAUGACGACCUGUGAAAACCGUGGCGACUUCUUGUUUCAGCGCUUCUAGCUCGCCACUGUUGCUUAGCAUCGGCUCAUUUCUUCGAGGAAUCCCGAGGUCCAAAAGCAGAGGGCCAUGUUCGUGUCACCAGGCGAUCCGCAGCUUUCGUUGGUCGCCCAGUUUGACGACCUCUGUCGACGGCAUACCGCGUAUACCGACACCGCAACCGAAGAACUAAUGUUGGAAUUUGUGCGUAACCAGGAAGUAUGCCGCAGACAGUGGCAUGCAGCCAUCGUCGAAAACGCUGAGCUCAAGAAGCAGGUUGCUUUGUUGACCGAAACGAACAUCGAACUUGAGCGAAACCUUGCCCACACCAAGGAAGUGCUGCGCAAAGAAUUGCUGCGCAGAGAAAGGUGCGAAGAAGAGUCGCAGCAAAAGCAACGCCAGCUGGAUCAGGUUCGCGACCUCCUUGCCAACAAUGCUGAAAUCUGCGAUGAGACAGCCGAGAAGCUCUCGAUUCUUAUGCCUGCUGACAACGGACUGCAGGAUCCCACAGCCAGGCUGAGCAUCAUUGACGAGUCCGUAGGUUCUGUGCUUUCACCUUCCGGAGACGACCUGGACGUCACCGAUGAUUCUGCCGAUUUCAGCAUGCGCCGCUCACAGGGCAAGCGGCGGCACUGUUUCUUUGAAGGCAUAUCGCCGGUUGAAAAAAAGUCCAAGGCAAACGAUGAACUUGACCGCUCUUGUACAAACAUGGUGCACACAACUGUGACAAUCACAGAUGGCAAGGAACUGGUAGCAACUUCACGGGUGGUCACGCAGCCAUUGCCCCCGAUGGCACCGACCCCGCCACCACCGCCACCGCCAACGCCAGCUUCUUCGACACCCACGAUGGCAUUGACACCCACGACAACGCCCAAGUACUCUAGUGGAUCUGCACCGAACACUCCGGUGGCCCAGAGGCGCGGGAAGGUUGCAGCGAGUGCCACCAUGCCGAGGCGGAGCAACUCGGCUGAGAAGCUGCUAUCCCGACAGCACACCUUCUGCCCCAAGACGGUGAUCAAGACGGAGACGUGUGGUCCUUGCGGCAAGCGCAUCAAGUUCUACAAAACAGUCUACCGAUGCAGCCGCUGCAAUGCCAUCUGCCACCCGGAGUGCAAGUACCAGGUGCCGCUGCCCUGCAUCCCGGUGUGCGAGACACCCAAGAGUGGAGGAGCGGGCAGCCGUCGGGGCACGCUCAUCUCCGACCACGUCCCCUCCACGGCACCCAUGGUGCCUGCACUCGUGGUCCACUGCAUCCAGGAGGUGGAGCGCAGAGGCCUGGACUGUGUGGGCCUCUAUCGGGUAUCUGGUUCGGAACGUGAAGUGCGUGAGAUAAGGGAACGCUUCCAGCAAGGCAAGGGUGCCCCAAACUUGUCAAAGGUUGACAUCUAUGCUGUGUGUGGAGUCCUCAAGGACUUCCUGCUUUCACUCCGCGAGAGCCUCAUCACCAAGUCACUCUGGCACACUUUUGUCAGCGCAACAGAGCUAGAGCACGAGGACCGGGUGUGGGCCAUGUGGCAGGCGGUGAUGCAGCUUCCGCCGGCCAACCGGGACACCCUGGCCGUGCUGGUGCUGCACUUGCAAACGGUGGCCGCCCACCCCGAGGCCAAGAUGCCCCUGAACAACCUGGCGCGUAUCUUCGCCCCCACCGUGGUCGGCUGCUCGGUCAACGACGUGGCCACGGUGCCCAACCUCUUCGUCGAGAUGGAACAGCAGAACCAGGUGAUGGAAGCCUUGCUGUCGCUGCCAGCAGAUUACUGGAAUCAGCUCUUGGAUGUCUAGCACAGUGAAAGACCUUGGCACUAUGAAACCGGUGUUUGACAGCCUAGCCAGGUGUGAGGAGUCGCCCGCUGAUCUCGUGUCCCGGCAUAAAGUUGCGGCAUACCAGGACAUGCUUAGUUUCUUCUCCUCAUUUUAUUUAUACACUUUGACAAUCUCUGUACAGUGCAGAAUUUUAAUAAAUUUGUGUAAAAGCUCUCUUCCCCGCCUCA
Dermacentor andersoni is the source of this 2062-nucleotide messenger RNA. Its product is annotated as rac GTPase-activating protein 1-like. Gene Ontology annotation, molecular function: GTPase activator activity. Gene Ontology annotation, biological process: mitotic spindle midzone assembly; mitotic cytokinesis; Rho protein signal transduction. Lineage: Eukaryota; Metazoa; Arthropoda; Arachnida; Ixodida; Ixodidae. Gene Ontology annotation, cellular component: cleavage furrow; nucleus; midbody. The record is from RefSeq and is a predicted model, not a curated record.